Molecule: messenger RNA, 735 nt
Organism: Miscanthus lutarioriparius
Lineage: Eukaryota; Viridiplantae; Streptophyta; Magnoliopsida; Poales; Poaceae
Source: the annotation of a GenBank genome assembly
AUGAUCUCCCCGGACGCAGCCCGCAACGUCGUCGGCAUCAUCGGCAAUGUCAUCUCCUUCGGCCUCUUCCUCUCCCCAGCGCCGACGUUCUGGCGGAUCUGGAAGGCCAGGGACGUGGAGGAGUUCAAGCCGGACCCCUACCUGGCGACGCUGCUCAACUGCAUGCUGUGGGUGUUCUACGGCAUCCCCGUCGUGCACCCCAACAGCAUCCUCGUCGUCACCAUCAACGGCAUCGGGCUCGUCAUCGAGGCCAUCUACCUCACCAUCUUCUUCAUCUACUCCGACGGCAAGAAGCGCAAGAAGGCGUUCGCAAUCCUGGCCGUGGAGAUUCUGUUCGUAGUCGCCGUGGUGCUCGGUGUGAUCCUGGGCGCGCACACCCACGAGAAGCGCUCCAUGAUCGUCGGCAUCCUCUGCGUCAUCUUCGGCUCGGUGAUGUACGCCUCCCCACUCACCAUCAUGGGUAAAGUGAUCAAGACGAAGAGCGUUGAGUACAUGCCCUUCCUCCUGUCGCUGGUGAACUUCCUCAACGGCUGCUGUUGGACGGCCUACGCGCUCAUCCGCUUCGACCUCUACGUCACGAUCCCCAACGCCCUGGGCGCCUUCUUCGGCCUCAUCCAGCUGAUGCUCUACUUUUGGUACUACAAGUCGACACCUAAGAAGGAGAAGAACGUGGAGCUGCCCACCGUCUCCAGGAACGUCGGCGGCGGCAACGUCACCGUCAGCGUCGAGCGAUAG